Molecule: messenger RNA, 1390 nt
Organism: Brassica rapa (field mustard)
Lineage: Eukaryota; Viridiplantae; Streptophyta; Magnoliopsida; Brassicales; Brassicaceae
Molecular function (GO): nucleic acid binding; RNA-DNA hybrid ribonuclease activity
Source: RefSeq, a predicted model, not a curated record
AGUGGCAUGGAUCACUAUAGCAUUGUUCUGCUUACUUAUGUUUCAAGGUGGCCAUUUUCUUUUUACUUUUUUAAUACACGACUCAAGGUGGUAACACUAUAUUCAAGGUGGUUUUCUUUUACUAAUUACAAGGUGUCUCAUAUACUUAUGAAACUUCUAGUCUUCUAGAUGUCACUAUCAGAAUAAGUUUCCGUUCUUGAUAUCAAAGAUAUUUUAUAAUUUGGUGUUAUAUAUUCGUCAAAUUGUGACUUCGUAUUGAUAUUGAGACACAUAGAUGCUCCACUUUCAGAGCUUUGGUUGGUCAGAUGAACGUGACAGCAACAAAUAAAUCAACUUUAUGCAAUAUGCAAUGGAAAUGAUGGAGCGCCCUGAGACUAAACCAGUGCUUGAGCCUAGCUUCACAACCCUCCAAGCCAAAAUAUGGAAGCUUAAGACUACAAAAAAGAUACAGCACUUUAUCUGGCAAGCUCUCUCAAACUGCGUACCCGUCUGUAGCGCACUCUCCGAUCGUCACUGUGGAACCGAACGCAACUGUCCGCGGUGUGGCGCUGACGAAGAAACCCGAAACCACCUGCUCUUCGAAUGCCCGCCCUCGAUCCAAGCCCGGGCCCUCGCGGACAUGCCGCGUCUUCCGGGGAUAUUCCCGUGUAGCUCAAUAUAUAGCAACCUGAACCACGUCCUAUGGCGAGCAAAAGAAUUCGCAAUACCGGAUAAUAUAAUUGCCACUGCCCCAUGGAUUAUUUGGUUCAUAUGGAAAGCUCGCAAUGAAAAAGCUUUUAACGGCAAGGACAUCACUCCGCUGGAGAUUAUCCAACUUGCCAAGUCUGAGGCGGAAAGCUGGAAACUCGCCCAGAUCAUAGAGAAGCCGCUCGAGGAAGAAGCUAUAGUUGAAGAAAAUGCCCCACGACCUCCCCCAUCGCCCAUCCCAAAAUGCACGAUUGACGCCUCCUGGCACAAAGAAGAUAAUCUUUUUGGAGGAGGAAUGAUCUUGACGACAGAGGACGGGGUGACGACAUUUGGUUCAUUCGCUAGUAACCGUGUCUUAACCCCCCUACAUGCGGAGUUCCAAACUCUACUGUGGGCCAUGAAAUCCUCAAUUCAGUUAGAUCAUAGUGCAGUGACCUUCGAGACAGACUGCCUUCAGCUAGUCAAUAUCCUCGAAGAAGAUGAAGAAGACAAAUGGCCAUCACUGUUGGCUGAGUUCGACGAGUUUCACUUUAUCCGUUCUAUGUUUGCUUUUUGUUCCUUUUCUUUUAUUCCCCGUUCACUUAACUUCCGAGCCGACCGCCUUGCUAAAGGAGCUCGUUCUCGUGGACUAUCCUUUUCCCAUGUAAACACUCAGCUCCCAAGUUGGAUGGCUCAUGAGGCCAACCUCUUGGUAGCUUCUUAA